Molecule: messenger RNA, 856 nt
Organism: Paramisgurnus dabryanus
Lineage: Eukaryota; Metazoa; Chordata; Actinopteri; Cypriniformes; Cobitidae
Gene: snrpc
Product: small nuclear ribonucleoprotein polypeptide C
Biological process (GO): mRNA splicing, via spliceosome; spliceosomal snRNP assembly; mRNA 5'-splice site recognition
Cellular component (GO): U1 snRNP; nucleus
Molecular function (GO): zinc ion binding; pre-mRNA 5'-splice site binding
Source: RefSeq, a predicted model, not a curated record
GCGAUGACGUGACGGAAGCGCUGGAUUGAUUCUAUAUCCGGUCAUUUUCGCACCGCGCUGCAGUGCUGCGACGAUGCCGAAGUUUUAUUGUGAUUAUUGUGAUACAUACCUGACACACGACUCUCCGUCUGUCAGGAAGACGCACUGCAGCGGGCGUAAACAUAAAGAAAAUGUAAAGGAUUAUUAUCAGAAGUGGAUGGAAGAGCAGGCUCAGAGUCUCAUUGAUAAAACGACGGCUGCCUUCCAGCAGGGUAAAAUCCCACCCACGCCGUUCCCUGGUGCCCCACCACCUGGUGGAUCUCUGUUACCUCAUCCAAAUAUUAGUGGACCUCCAAGACCAGGUAUGUUGCCAGCCCCGCCAAUGGGUGGCCCUCCUAUGAUGCCCAUGAUGGGUCCUCCUCCCCACGGUAUGAUGCCUGGAGGACCAGGUCCAGGUAUGCGGCCGCCAAUGGGUGGACCUAUGCAGAUGAUGCCUGGGCCUCACAUGAUGCGACCACCCGCACGGCCAAUGAUGUUGUCCGUAAGACCCGGAAUGGUGCGACCAGAUCGAUAAAACGCAGUGCCACGAUUUCUUACGUUUCCCCACAGAUAUUCAUUGAUCAAGGACUCGGCCAAAUAACUGUGCACUGGUUUUACAGUAGAUUUGAGUUUUAUUCCCCAUUUGAGUUUCACGAUGACACAACGUUUGUGGCCCGGAAGAGUUGGGAACAUUCUGGUAUGUCGCACCUUGACUGUAAGGUAAACCUACGGAAGUUAUGUGAAUUUGUGUAUGAUGUGCAUUUAUUACAAGUUGUUUUAAUUUUUGUUAAGUGACUGUCAGCGUUUUUCAUUUUUAGAAAAUAAAACUGAAAAACAA